This is a messenger RNA of Scaptodrosophila lebanonensis, 519 nucleotides long. RefSeq lists its product as uncharacterized. Lineage: Eukaryota; Metazoa; Arthropoda; Insecta; Diptera; Drosophilidae. The coding region runs from base 1 to 519 and encodes 172 amino acids. The transcript has 4 exons. The record is from RefSeq and is a predicted model, not a curated record.
AUGUGGAGCGCUUUCGAUACCGGAGCAGGUAAAACUAUAAUUAUGGUUUUAGUUAUGUCGAUGGCAAGGGUGAGCGGCAUUUGCUUGCCCCCACAUCACUGCAUAGAGGACAUGGAUGAGAGCGAUGUAAAGGAGCGGUACGACUAUGUUUUGAGCAAAUAUGAGGAGGUGCAAAUGAAAAUUGCAGGCCAGCCCAUCGGGUUGCACGGUAAGGUGGUAAGUCGAGGCAACGUCGAGGAGCAACACAUUGUGUUUCAAUACCAGGACAAUCAACCGCACGACGUCAUCCAGAGCUGUGCAUUCGUGAUCACCAAUGCGCCCGACACCUGCGAGUCUAUUUUGACAAUCUGCAACACAUUUCUGCCGCGAACACCUCGUCCGCUGCUGAUGCGGAAGCCUUUGACUGUGUGUGAGGAUGGGGUGCGCGAAACGGAAGCUCAGUCGGAGGAUACAACCGAGGGAAGUUCCUCAUCCCAACAGCCCGAUGCUGAGCUGGCCAAUGAUUCGGAGUUUAUUUGA